AUGCCUCGAGGUCAGAAGAGUAAGCUCCGUGCCCGUGAAAAACGCUACCAGACCCGUGCUAAGGCCCAGACCCAGGGUCUGGAGGGUGCUCAGGCUAUUGCAGCAGAGGAAGGAGAGCCCUCCUCCUCUGCCUAUCCCCUCCUUGAAGGCAGUGCUCAGAAUGUGCCUGCUGCUGAGACACCUAGCACUCAUAAGGAGCCUCAGAAAACCCCAUAUAGCACCAGUGAUACUGAUGUAGCUGUCUCAUGCACUGAUUCAAAUGAAGGUGCCAAUAAACAAGAUGAAGAAAGCCCAGAAUCCUCAAAAGCCUUAGAGGGCUUUCGCAGAGAUCCUUUAAACAAGAAGGUCGUUUUGUUGGUGCAGUUUCUCCUGAAGAAGUAUCAAAGUAAAGAGCCAAUUACAAAGGCAGAUAUGCUGAAAUUUGUUAUAAAAAAGUACAAGCUUCAUUUCAAUGAGAUCCUCAGAAGAGCCUCUGAGCACAUGGAGCUGGCCUUUGGUAUUGAUUUGAAAGAAGUGGAUCCCAACAAGCACUGGUAUGCCCUUGUCAGCAAGCUAGACCUCACCUUAGAUGGAACGAUGAAUGAAGAAAACAUGCCUAAAACCGGCCUCCUGAUGAUUGUUCUGGGUGUAAUCUUUAUGAAUGACAAUUGUGCCCCUGAGGAAGCCAUCUGGGAAGUGCUGAAUUUGAUGGGUGUCUAUGCUGAUAAGAAGCACUUAAUCUAUGGGGAGCCCAAGAAGAUCAUCACUGAAGAUUUGGUGCAACUGAAGUACCUAGAGUACCGCCAGGUGGCUGACAUUGAUCCUCCACGCUAUGAAUUCCUGUGGGGCCCAAGAGCCCAUGCUGAGACCAGCAAGAUGAAAGUCCUGGAGUUCUUAGCUAAGGUCUAUGAUACCGUUCCCAGUGCCUUCCCACUCUGGUAUGAAGAGGCUUUGCGAGAUGAGGAAGACAGAGCCCAAGCCAGAGCUGCAGCCAGAGCUCGUAUUGCUGCAAAUGUACCCUAG
Messenger RNA from Molossus molossus (Pallas's mastiff bat), 1002 nucleotides. RefSeq names its product melanoma-associated antigen B18-like. The transcript has a single exon. Gene Ontology annotation, biological process: negative regulation of transcription by RNA polymerase II. The record is from RefSeq and is a predicted model, not a curated record. The coding region runs from base 1 to 1002 and encodes 333 amino acids. Gene Ontology annotation, cellular component: nucleus. Lineage: Eukaryota; Metazoa; Chordata; Mammalia; Chiroptera; Molossidae.